Molecule: messenger RNA, 1882 nt
Organism: Suncus etruscus (white-toothed pygmy shrew)
Lineage: Eukaryota; Metazoa; Chordata; Mammalia; Eulipotyphla; Soricidae
Gene: ZDHHC14
Product: zinc finger DHHC-type palmitoyltransferase 14
Exons: 9
Coding region: 45-1601 (518 amino acids)
Biological process (GO): peptidyl-L-cysteine S-palmitoylation; protein targeting to membrane
Cellular component (GO): Golgi apparatus; endoplasmic reticulum
Molecular function (GO): protein-cysteine S-palmitoyltransferase activity
Source: RefSeq, a predicted model, not a curated record
GGGUGCUCCGGGGGGUGUGCACCCCCGGCCGGCUCUCCGCCUGGAUGCCUCCCGGCGGCGGCGGGCCCAUGAAGGACUGCGAGUACAGCCAGAUCGGCACGCACGGCUCCUCCUCCCCCAUGGAGUCGCCCCAGCAGAAGAAGAAGAAGAAAAAGAAGCAGCAGCAGCAGCAGCUGCAGAAGCAGCAGAAGCAGCAGCAGAAGCAGCAGCAGCAGCAGCAGCAGAGGCAGAGCUCCGCGAGGAGGAAAUGGGAGGUGUUCCCCGGGAGGAACAAGUUCUUCUGCGACGGGCGCGUCAUGAUGGCCCGGCAGACGGGCGUCUUCUACCUGACGCUCGUUCUCAUCAUGGUCACCAGUGGACUCUUCUUCGCCUUCGACUGCCCGUACCUCGCACUGAAUGUCACACCAGCCAUCCCCGCUGUGGGUGCUGUCCUGUUCAUCUUCGUUAUGGGGACCCUGCUGCGGACCAGCUUCAGCGACCCUGGCGUCCUGCCUCGAGCCACGCCCGAUGAAGCCGCUGACCUGGAACGGCAAAUAGAUGUGGCGAAUGGCACCAGUUCAACGGGGUACCGCCCACCCCCCAGAACCAAGGAGGUCGUCAUCAAUGGCCAGACCGUGAAACUUAAAUACUGUUUCACCUGCAAGAUUUUCCGGCCCCCGAGAGCUUCCCACUGUAGCCUGUGUGAUAACUGUGUAGAACGGUUUGAUCACCACUGUCCCUGGGUAGGCAACUGUGUGGGGAAGAGAAACUACCGAUUUUUUUACCUGUUUAUUUUAUCCCUGUCUUUUCUGACCGUCUUUAUAUUUGCAUUUGUCAUCACCCACGUCAUCCUUCGCUCGCAGCAGACGGGCUUCCUGACAGCAAUCAAGGACAACCCAGCCUCUGUGAUUGAGGCCGUCGUGUGCUUCUUCUCCGUCUGGUCCAUCGUGGGACUAUCAGGUUUUCAUACCUACCUGGUCAGCUCCAACCAGACCACCAAUGAGGACAUUAAAGGCUCCUGGUCAAAUAAGAGAGGGAAAGAGAACUACAACCCCUACAGCUAUGGAAACAUCUUCACCAACUGCUGCGUGGCUCUGUGUGGGCCCAUCUCUCCCAGUCUCAUCGACAGAAGAGGCUACAUCCAGCCCGACACGCUGCAGCCUGCUGCGCCUUCCAACGGGAUGCCAGCCUAUGGGGCUGCACAGUCCCAGAGUGACAUGUGUGACCAAGACCAAUGCAUUCAGAGCACCAAAUUCGUGUUGCAGGCGGCGGCCACACCCCUGCUGCAGAGCGAGCCGAGCCUGUCCAGCGAUGAGCUUCACCUGUCCUCCGGCCGGCCUGGGCUGGGCACGCCGUGUACCAGCCUGACGCUGGGCCCGCCCACGCCCCCUUCCUCCAUGCCCAGCUUCAGCACCGAGGGGGCGCUGGCGGACCUGCUGCCCCUGAAGGACGAGCCCCCGGCCCACCCGUUUCUGACCCCCGAAGAGGUGCCGUCGCCGCCGCGCCUGCUGGGGGGCAGCCCCCUGGACCCCGGCCGCGCCCGGCACUCGCUAGAGCAGGCGGGCCAGGACUCAUUGCACGCGGACUCGGUGCGCGGCCUGGUGAAGCUCAGCUCCGUGUGACCGCGGGGACUGCCGGCCCCGGGCCCAGGACGAGAGGCCGGGAGAGCCCCAGACCACCGGGAACGCGAGGGAGCCUUUGCAAAAGGCAGAGACCAGCGGGCCACAGGCAGACCGGCUCUUCGAUCAUGAAAAAGCUCUCUGCUGGGGCGUUGGAGGAGCCGGGGUGGGACCUGCUGCUCCUGGGACAGCCCCGGAGGAAUUGCACCUGCACCGGCAGGGACUGUGCACCUGCAUCCAGGUGAUGCCUGGAUGGGUGGACCAGUUGCAGCUACAUGAAAGGG